GCAUCACAAACAUUACCUGUACACAAGUUAGCAACUUAUAAUGGCGGAUGCACACGAUGUUCCACUAAAAUUACAUAACGAAAGCGUUAUCGAUUCCGAUCUGGUGAUUUAUCCGUUUACUCGACUAGGAGAGGAAACAUUUCUUUCGGGGCCCCUCAUCACGGAACAUGGUAUAGAAAAGUAUUUAGAAACUGUUCGGACACUCAAGACAAAAGACACAGAUAUAAUAUUGUGUACAACUAUGAAAUCAGGUACACACUGGUGCCAUGAAAUAUUGUCCAUGUUACUCUCUCAGUCUCUAGAAUAUAACACAAAAGGUGCUUUACAUCACAUGUUGUUGGACGUCAAUGCACACUUCUUUGAUAAGUUAGAUGAAGUAGAUGACCCUAGACUAUUCACAACACAUUUGCCUUUACAUCACCUACCAACUCAUCAUGUGAAAAAUGGAUACAAAAUUAUAUACGUGAAUCGAAAUCCGAAAGAUAGAUGGGCUUCUAAUUACACAUUUCUUCAUGGAAAGCUUGGAAUUCCUGAUUGGACAUGGGAUGAAUUCUAUGAUAAUAUGAUCCUUAAAGACGACUUUUUUGGAGGUUGGUUUAACUUUACAAGGGAAUUCGAAAAGGCGGUACAAACUAAAACAGCAAAUAUACUACCAGUUAAAUAUGAAGAUUUGAAAUUACAUCCGUUCUCAACGAUUGAAAAGAUGGCCGAGUUUAUAAAUGUCUCGCACAGUGAAGAUUUCAUUAGAGACAUAACAGAGAAGUGCAGUUUUGAUAACAUAAAAAAGCACAAGUUUGAUUCUUCAAGAAUUAUUGAUCCCAAGCAUGAAUCGACAUUAUUCCGAAAAGGUCUUAUAGGGGACUGGAAGAACUGGUUUACCGUAGCACAGAAUGAGAAAUUUGAUGAAAUGUAUAGAGAAGAAAUGAAGAAUUGUGAUGUUAACUUUAUCUAUGAACAUUAAUCAUAAUAUUGAUUAUAACUAUUUUCUGUUUAUGAUAUCGUUUUGUUGCAGUAACUGGCUGGUCUGCAAUUACAAUCACAUAUACAUUCACGUCUUACUCUAGAAACCAAAUUGUAAAUACUGUCAAUUGAAUAAAUAUUGGUCCUCUGUACAA
Messenger RNA from Mytilus californianus (California mussel), 1115 nucleotides. RefSeq names its product sulfotransferase 1C2-like. The record is from RefSeq and is a predicted model, not a curated record. Gene Ontology annotation, cellular component: cytoplasm. The transcript is spliced from 6 exons. Gene Ontology annotation, biological process: sulfation. Gene Ontology annotation, molecular function: sulfotransferase activity. Lineage: Eukaryota; Metazoa; Mollusca; Bivalvia; Mytilida; Mytilidae. The coding region runs from base 41 to 961 and encodes 306 amino acids.